AUGCCUUUUUUUAAGUCAGGCAAUAAAAUUUGCAUUAAAAAUAAAAAGUUAGAUGGAAUUAACAAAUUAAAUGAAGAUUCUGAAUCAACAACCACUGAAAAUAAUAAUGAAGAUUUUAAUGACAACUAUGAUAGUACAAAUUUGCAAAAUUUAACAUCAGAACAACUAAAAAGUUCUAAUAAAAUUUGUAAAUUUUUAGAAAGUAAAAAGAAUAAAGAAUAUGGGAAUGCAUCUAAUAAUAUUAGUGAAAAUGAAGAUGACAAUAUAAAGAUAGAUUUAACUCAGCAUCCACAACUUUUAACAGUUAAAUAUGAUAUUACUCCCGAUAAGGUUAUUAUUAUAUACGAUGCUUCCAACAUAUAUUCAAUAGUUUAUAAUAAAAGUAAAUUUAAAUAUAAUGGUAUCACAUAUAUGUCAGUAGAUCAAAUGUAUCAACAUUACAAAUUAACACAAUUAUGUGGUAAGAAAAAGGAAGAAGAAUUUUUUACUCAUAAAUCAACUCGGUAUUACCGAUUGUUUGUUAAAAAAUGUCUUAUCACGUCUGGAAAAACAAAAAAUGACGUUAUAGAAUGGAGAAAAAAAAAUGGUUUACAAGUUAUUGUCAAAGCUACAUUAGAAAAAUUUAAACAAAAUGAAAAUCUUUUACGAGAAAUGAAAAAUGAUCGUGAUAAACUUAUUUUAAAUGCAUAUGGGGAAGAUAAAUAUGAUGCAUGUGGUCCAAUAAGUGAGUUACAUCAGUGGUUAAAUAGGAAUAAAUAUAGAAGUAUUUCUGUUCCGGUUUGUGAGGAACCAAUUAUUUUGGAUUACUAUCCAACAAUAAGUAAUGGAAAAAAUGUACAAGGAGUACUUACGAUAUUAAAAAAAGUUGUUGUUUUUUUAAUGAUUCAAUAA
Strongyloides ratti is the source of this 891-nucleotide messenger RNA. RefSeq lists its product as hypothetical. The transcript is spliced from 2 exons. Lineage: Eukaryota; Metazoa; Nematoda; Chromadorea; Rhabditida; Strongyloididae. The coding region runs from base 1 to 891 and encodes 296 amino acids. The record is from RefSeq and is a predicted model, not a curated record.